AUGGGGAAUGAGAGAGCAAACGGCCUAGUCGAUCCGUUCUCCUUCAUCCUGGCCAACUUCCUCUUCCUCAUCGCCGUGCUCUUCGUGGUAGAGUACUGGCUAACCAACUUCCGCGCCGACGGCACAGCAUUCAUGAUGUGGGUCACGUGGCUCUUACUCGACCUGCUGGCCGCCGAGUCCCUCGUCGUCCGCGUCUCGAGCAUCUCCCCCAUAUUCUUCGUCGCCCUCGCCGUCACGGCCUUCGCUAACGGGCUUUGGAUGGUCGUCGACGGCUUCCUGGUCCCCAUAACGAUCCUCAACCCGUUCUGGAAGUACGUGUUCCACUACAUCGACUACCAGGCGUAUGUGUUCCAGGGGAUGAUGGUCAACGAGUUCUUGGGGGAGGAUUACGCUUGCGCUACGGCUGCUGAUGGGCAGUACCAGUGCAUGUAUCCCAGUGACAUGAAUGCGGAGGGGAUGAUUCGCGGCACGGACGUGUUGAAGGUGUUUAAAAUUGACACGGGGAUUGAGAGUACCUGGGUUGGUAUCAUUAUUGACAUCAUUGCCGGGUACCGAUUGCUCGGAUAUCUUGCCUUGUAUUUUCUCAGGAAGUAG
Molecule: messenger RNA, 594 nt
Organism: Clonostachys rhizophaga
Lineage: Eukaryota; Fungi; Ascomycota; Sordariomycetes; Hypocreales; Bionectriaceae
Source: the annotation of a GenBank genome assembly